AUGAAGAAAAAAAUUGCACUCUUCGGUUCCCUCUUUGUGCUGCUUUCGUCCAGCACCGUGUCGUCUGAAAAGUUAGGCAUCCAGAAGAAGAAGAAAAAUCUGGAGGAGGACGACAUGCACAUGUUGAUGAAGAAGCUGGAAAGUUUGUACAAACUCAGUGCGACGAACAACAGCGAAGAUUUUAACAAAGAAAUUGAGGCCUUGAAGAAACAGAUUGAUCAGCAGCAACAACCUGGCGGCGACAACGAAGGGGAAAGUCCAGGCCACCUUCUAGAAAGCGAGGCCGCAGACGAUUCGGGCAAGGAAACAAUUUCUGGGGAAGAUGAAGAGGACUCAGACAGCUACGACGCCGAUUUUAUCGGGCAAGGGGAGAAAACUAUCACAAAGGGGGCAACAGGCAGUGUUGAAAAGCAGGAAGAGGAUAAGAAUGAAGAAGAAGAAAAGAAAGAAGAAAAGGAAGAAGAAAAGAAAGCAGAAGAAGAAAAGAAAGAAGAAGAAGAAAAAGAGGAGGAAGAAGAAGAAACAGAUAAAGAAAAAGAGGAAGAAGAAACAGAUAAAGAAAAAGAGGAAGAAGAAACAGAUAAAGAAAAAGAGGAGGAAGAAGAAGAAACAGAUAAAGAAAAAGAGGAAGAAGAAGAAGAAACAGAUAAAGAAAAAGAGGAAGAAGAAGAAACAGAUAAAGAAAAAGAGGAAGAAGAAGAAGAAACAGAUAAAGAGCAUACUUCUCAUCAACCAGAUUCAGAAGCUUCACCCGAAAGUGCCCCUGAAUCUCUUAAACUCGGAACACCCGUCCUACCAAGUGUAAUUACCGGGCAUAGUACUACAACAGAGGGGCUCUCACAAACGCAAUCCCCUGCAACAUCUGCAAACGAAGGAAAAAAUUCCGAAAAAUUGGGCAACCCCCCAGAAGCCCGGGCAGAAUCAUCACCCCCAGACACCACCCCCGGCAGCUCCAUUACCCCCACGACAGCUCCAUCCCCCACAGGGGAAGUUCCAUCCCUCCCAGGUGCAGCUCCAGCAACCCAAGAGGCAGCACUAUCAACCCAGGAAACUCCAACACAGCAAGCUCCAUCAUCCGCAGUAGCAGCACCCUCAGGUCAAUCACCCCCAGCUCCAUUAACCCCCCCGGCAUCUACAUCAUCCCAAACGCCACCUGGAUCACCUCCCCCAGUUCCAUCAUCCCGACCGGCAUCACCAGGUGUAAUCGCUCCUGUGGUACAGUGUCCAAAUGGAUGCGCCCUCGAAGUGAAGUACCUGGACAAGCUAUACGAUGAACUACUUAAAACAACAGAAGGAAAGGAUGGAAUUCACGUCCCCCUUUUCCACAGCAAAUAUAAUGACUUUCGAAAGAAGUACGAGCAUACGAUGAAUGAGCGGGAGUACCAGAUAGUGAAAAACUUGUUUGAAGGCUUCUUCAAGGAGGGGCAUUCCAAGUGUGGUUGCCCCGUUGAGUUUUUCAAAAAAUUGUUGAAUGACGCGGGUUUGCAAAAACAGUUUGACAACUUUAUGCAUGGCCUCUACGGAUUUGCAAAACGUCACAAUUAUUUAAGGGGAGAGAGGAUGACGGAUAGGAAACUAUGCGAAGAGGUGCUAAAAAAUGUCAUAAAUUUGCUGAACACGAUUGAAAUAAUAGGGAUUAAUUUGUUUUUCUCCUCCUUUAUCUGCCUUUUCUUGCUGGCCCAAUAUCCAACAUGGGGUGCAGACACUCCAAAUGGGGUCCCCAACCUUCCUAAUGGGCAGAAUAAUUUGCUAAACUCGUUGAAGAAAAAGUUGGAUAACUUAAAUGAAAUUAUGGGAGAUGAUGUGUCGGAAGAUUCCGAUGAAGUGAAUGAAUUGGAAAAACACGAAGAAGAAAAUGUAGAAGUGGAGCAGGAGGAGCAGCAGGAGGAAGAGGAGGAGGAAGAGGAGGAAGAUCAGGACGAAGAGCAGAAGGAAGGGCAGAAGGAAGAUCAGGAGGAAGAUCAGGACGAAGAUCAGGAGCAGCAGGAGGAGCAGCAUGGCGACACUUUGGAAUACACGUUGGAGGAUCCCAAGGAGGGAAACGAAGAAAACGAAAAUGACCCUCAGAAAAGCACCCAUCUCAAGAAGGACGCGGAUUUCAUGGGAAAAUGGAGUACAGUCAUGGCGAAUGAGGAAGAUGAAGCAAAGGGUCAGAAUUCCCAAGAGGAUGCGCAGAGGAAUUCGGACACAAACACACCUCCAUCAAAACCUGUGAAAGGGGCCACUGAGGUGGUUUCCACUACAGAGGCUGCUACAACACUAACAAAUCCGAAGGGCACCUCUGGAGAAGUAGAACAACAACGUGUCCAACCAUCGGAAGUUAAACCAGCAGGUGAACAGACUGGGGAAACUGAAAACCAGACAGUUGUUACGCCAUCGGGACAAUCAGGAACGAACACAGUGGACCCCCAAGCAAAUCCUACCCCUGCAGCAGAAAGUCAACAAGAAGGCCCAGUAACCGGAGGUAAUCAACAAGGAACAUCGCCACCUGCAGGAGGCCCUCCACAAUCUCCCCCUGCAGUCUCACAAGGAAAUAAACAACCAGCUGUAACUUCACAAACAACAUCAGAAGUCUCUCCGAAACCAAUAUCAGCAGUCACUCCACCAAAAACCAUCACUAACUCGGACGAUGUCAAAAUUAAGUACUUGGACGAGCUUUAUGAUGAGAUUAUGAACAUCUCGGACAGAACCAACGACAUUAACAAGCAAGCUUAUGACAGCAAAUACAGCACGAUAAAGAAGAAGUACAAGCUUAGCAUGAACCCUGUGGAAUAUCAAAUUGUGAAGAAUCUAUUUAACGUCGGAUUUAAGAAAGAGGGGGAAACUUCAGUUACUACUUCCCUGAGUGAAGUUUUUAAAAAAGUCCUAGAUGACGAGAAAUCUCAAGAACAGUUCGACAACUUUGUAGAGGGGCUGUACGGAUUUGCUAAGAGACACAGCUACUUAGGUAAGGAUGGGAUGGACAAUACAAGGUACUCCGAUCUGCUAAAGAAUGCCAUCAGCUUGAUGAACACUCUUGAGGUGAAUUGA
Molecule: messenger RNA, 3030 nt
Organism: Plasmodium inui San Antonio 1
Lineage: Eukaryota; Apicomplexa; Aconoidasida; Haemosporida; Plasmodiidae
Exons: 2
Coding region: 1-3030 (1009 amino acids)
Biological process (GO): translational initiation
Cellular component (GO): cytosolic small ribosomal subunit
Molecular function (GO): translation initiation factor activity; mRNA binding; tRNA binding
Source: RefSeq, a predicted model, not a curated record